This is a messenger RNA of Trichoderma asperellum CBS 433.97, 932 nucleotides long. RefSeq lists its product as uncharacterized. The record is from RefSeq and is a predicted model, not a curated record. NCBI's taxonomy places the organism in Eukaryota, Fungi, Ascomycota, Sordariomycetes, Hypocreales, Hypocreaceae. Gene Ontology annotation, molecular function: amino-acid racemase activity.
AAAAACCGUAUAAAACUGAGAUUAAUCACAAUUCCUAAUCCUGAACUAUUAAUUUCCGACAUAACUUGAGUAACCAUGAAGACAGUCGGAAUAAUUGGCGGCAGCACCGACCUAGCCACGGUCGAAUACUACAAGCUGAUAAAUGCCCACAUCCGCUCAAAGUUGGGCGGGCUUCACACUGGUGAAAUCAUUAUUAACUCAAUGAAUGUUGAGCGCAGCACUCAUUUUGUGACAAACGAUCUUUGGGAGGAAGGAGGAGAGUACCUGCAUGGAAUAGCGCUCAGCUUAGAGAGAGCUGGAGCUGAUUUCAUCAUUUGUGUUUCGAAUACAUGGCACCGGGUUUCCGAAGCAUUCAUGAAGGAUAUCAAGAUCCCCCUCUAUCACAUUGUCGAUCCUACAGCUCAGUCAAUCCUGGAUAAAAACUUACAGACUGUCGCUUUGCUGGGUACCAAAGCUACUAUGUCGUCAACUUACCUGCCUAACGAAUUCUCAACUCGCUUCGGAAUAAACGUCAUCGUACCAACGGAAGAAGAACAGAAAUAUGUCGACGAUGUGAUUUUCAACGAGCUGGCCAAAUAUCAAUUUAUUGAGGAAUCUAGACAGGGAUACCUAAAAAUCGUCGAUAGCUUGGUCUCUCGGGGAGCACAAGGCGUUAUCCUAGGUUGCACAGAGAUCCCAUUGCUCAUUGAACAAAAAGAUCGACCAAAUAUUCCGAUGUUUAAUACUCUGGAACUGCACGCUAGAGGUGCUGCAGAGAAAGCAUUAUCCGAUUAGAAACAAUUUAUAUAAAAAAGAAAUCGCUGCGUUAUAUAACUAGGCACCAUUUAAUUGCUGAUGAAUGGCUUGGACAUACUGAAAAACAGCUAUCGUGUGCGUAUACGUUAUAAGUGUCUUACAUCAGAUGGCUGUGUGUCGGGCGACUGUUAUAAAAU